This is a messenger RNA of Neoarthrinium moseri, 738 nucleotides long. RefSeq lists its product as uncharacterized. The coding region runs from base 1 to 738 and encodes 245 amino acids. Gene Ontology annotation, molecular function: L-iditol 2-dehydrogenase (NAD+) activity. The record is from RefSeq and is a predicted model, not a curated record. The transcript has a single exon. Gene Ontology annotation, biological process: D-sorbitol catabolic process. NCBI's taxonomy places the organism in Eukaryota, Fungi, Ascomycota, Sordariomycetes, Amphisphaeriales, Apiosporaceae.
AUGGCUUUCGCGGCCGACCCUCCGCAUACCCACGGGACGCUUACCAAGUUUUUUGGAGUCUCGGCGGACUUCUGUUACAAAAUACCUGACUCUUUGCAUACCAGAGAAGGAAUUCUUCUGGAACCUUUGGCUGUAGCGGUGCAUGCAAUUCGGCUUGCGGAUGUGAGACCGGGACACCGAUUGGUGGUGUUUGGGGCUGGCACUGUAGGUUUAUUCUGUGCUGUGGUAGCCAGGGAGUUUGGUGCUUCGACUGUGAUUUCCGUGGAUCUUCUACCGGGAAAACUCGAUGUCGCACGGAAAUUGGUAGGUGCAGAGGUCAGCAGAAGCUGGGUUCCAAACAGUUCAUAUACGGCCGAGGAGAAUGCACAGGAUCUCAUGGAGACAUACGAGCUCGAAGAUGGUGCGGACAUUGUAAUCGACGCCACUGGUGCUGAAUCAUCUGUCCAGACAGCUAUGUGCAUAUUACAGCCAGGAGGCACGUACGUGCAAGUCGGAAUGGGCAAGCGGAAUAUACAGUUUCCCAUCGCCGAAAUAUGCGAGCGGGAGCUCAGUGUCAAAGGGAGUUAUAGAUACGGGACGGGUGACUUUGAACUAGCCAUGAGCCUUGUGCAGAGAGAGAGAAUCAAGUUUGAUGGUCUUAUCACUGGGGAGUUCUCCUUCGAGCAGGCAUCUGAGGCUUGGGAAAGCACCCGAAGGGGCGAUGGGGUCAAGAAUGUUAUCAAAGGGCCUGGGGAUUAA